Messenger RNA from Blastocystis hominis, 414 nucleotides. RefSeq lists its product as hypothetical. The coding region runs from base 1 to 414 and encodes 137 amino acids. Gene Ontology annotation, cellular component: cytoplasm. NCBI's taxonomy places the organism in Eukaryota, Bigyra, Opalinata, Blastocystidae. The transcript has 2 exons. Gene Ontology annotation, molecular function: ATP binding; aminoacyl-tRNA ligase activity. Gene Ontology annotation, biological process: tRNA aminoacylation for protein translation. The record is from RefSeq and is a predicted model, not a curated record.
AUGCUCCUGCGUUUUGUUGUGGAGGGCAAAAUCAAGUCCAACCUUCAAAUCAGUGAAGCAGUCUCGUAUCUCAAGAAGCUGCCAACGGGGACGCACGUGGAUCAAAAACUGUUUGAAGAAACGUGUGGUAUUGGCAUUACUAUUUCCGAAGAAGAAAUCCGCCGAGCAGUUUCUGCUGUGAUUGAUUCCAAGCGCAGCGAGUUAAUCAGCCAACGUUAUUCGUACCCUAUUCCAAGCCUUCUCUUCGCUGUUCGCCAGGGGAGAAUGAAAUGGGCGGACGGGAAGAAGGUCAAGGAGGAAUUUGACCAUCAAAUCGAAGCUUUGCUGGGCUCUCGCUCGCUGCUGGACGAACACAACGCGAAGCGACGAAACAAAUCGCGCGAUGAAACACCCGAUGGAUUUGUAGCCGCGUAA